CAGCUGCUGAACGCGGCCGCGGUCGCCAGCAAGAGUUCCACGAAGGACGGGCUGCUGGACAAGUUCGGCUCGAGCUUCGGGGGGCAGCUGACGGACGCGGCCGCGAUGGUCGGCAAGGGCUUCACGGAGGGCGGGCCGACAUGCAAGCUGGAGGCCGAUGUCGGCGACGUCGGCGGCGACGACGGCAAACUCCGGGAAAAUGCGGCAGGGAAUUCGCGGCGCAUCGCUGCGAGCUCAGCCUGCGAAGGCCCAGCCUCGGCCGACCCUCGGCUCCCUCCCCGGCCCUGUGGCGAGGUGGCAGCGCGAGGCGAGGCCAGCGAAGAGGCAGAGGGCAGGGCCCGAACCGAACCCGUUCAGCCUCUCCCUCGACACUUUCGGGCUGCUGGGAGUCUUCGGGGCCUGCGACGUCGGGGUCGAAGGCUGCGAGGGGGUCUUCGGACUCUAAGCAGGAGGGCGAUGAGCAUGGCUCCGUGGACGUGA
Molecule: messenger RNA, 480 nt
Organism: Prorocentrum cordatum
Lineage: Eukaryota; Dinophyceae; Prorocentrales; Prorocentraceae
Source: the annotation of a GenBank genome assembly